CUAACUACCACUAAUUUCUCUCCACUCACAAAUCACAAGGCUCUGUGGCAUCCAUUGCAUUAUAAACCGCUAGCUCAAAAACGGACUGGCCGAAACCGCCGGUGCAGCCACUAAUAAUUUAUUGCUAGUUUCAUUCACGUUAUAAAACAUGCACCUUUCGGCUUUUUGAUUCCACACCAAGGAAAGGAAUAGUUUCUCUUGUGGAAAUUUUUUUUAAAAUUCUCUCUUUCUCGCUCAAGAGAGCUCGUUGCUCUGUUCUUUCCCUUGCCCCUCCCCAUUAUUCUGAAGCUACAAUGGCGUUUUUACUUUGCCUUUCCAUGAACUGAUAUCCGCCUUCUUCUCCCUUUCAGUGGAAGAGGAUCUGAUGAGACUUGCAUGUCUGGAAUCAGAAAUCCUGAAUUCGAUUCUGGGAUUUUUUUCACUGUUGUUGUAAAACCUUUAGCAAUGGAUGACAAUGGUGGCAGCAAGGUGACUGGAAUUCGGCAGAUUGUUAGGCUAAAAGAAAUUCUCCAGAAGUGGCAAUCUAUUACAAUUGGCUUGAAGGCAACAACUCCCCAGCAGAACAACACUCAUGGGGGCAUUUCUCCAGCAAUUAAUAAAAGGCUAACGAACAUUAAGAAUUGUUGUGAUUCAGACGACGAAAGCUGCAACAGCCCUGGAUUGCCACCUGAUGUCCCCAAAGGGUAUCUAGCGGUUUAUGUUGGGCAAGAGCUUCGGAGAUUUAUUAUCCCCACUAGCUGCCUGAGCCAUUUUCUGUUCAAGGCUUUGCUAGAUAAAUCUGAAGAGGAGUUUGGGUUUGAUCAUAGUGGCGGGCUCACAAUCCCAUGCGAGAUUGAGACGUUUAAGUUCCUCAUGAAAUGCAUGGAGAACCAUCUUAAAGAUCACGAAGAUGACAGCACAACUGAAGAAUUCAAUAACCAUUGAAGAAUAAUCAUCUCUGUAGUGGUCGAGAUUUUAGGGCUGAUUACAGAUGUUAAGCUGGGUCUCCUUGUAUGCAGAUAUAUCCUUCUUUUUCUUUUUAAUUGUCAUAAAAUAGGAAACUUUAGUUAGAUUUAAGGCUCUAUUCUUUUUUGUUGGAAUGUGGCCUACAUCUGGUGUGCUAUCGAGUGUCAAACAGAUGUGUUGUUCAGGAAAAUUACAUCAACUAAUAUUUGUCAUAUAUUUUCAAAAGAUCUGAACUUUCAAUGGAAUCUUUCAUGAUCUUUCUUCAA
Messenger RNA from Hevea brasiliensis (rubber tree), 1211 nucleotides. RefSeq names its product protein SMALL AUXIN UP-REGULATED RNA 12. The coding region runs from base 376 to 924 and encodes 182 amino acids. Lineage: Eukaryota; Viridiplantae; Streptophyta; Magnoliopsida; Malpighiales; Euphorbiaceae. Gene Ontology annotation, biological process: response to auxin. The record is from RefSeq and is a predicted model, not a curated record. The transcript has 3 exons.